AUGUCCUACGAGCGAGAUCCUGAACAGACCCCAACCGUCUUGGCCUCCCAAUAUGCUUCGCCGACCGACGACACAUCCUCCUCCAGCAACCACGAUACAAUGCCUCCAACUCGCCCGAAGGAGUCCUUCGUCUCCCGCUUACAGAUACAGUCGACACAAAUUCCGAAGGCGUGGAUCAGCCCCAUAUGCGGUGCCGGUGCCGGUUUCGCAUCGGGCAUAGUGACAUGUCCCCUGGAUGUGAUAAAGACAAAAUUGCAGGCUCAGGGCGGCUUCGCUGCCAAAAAUCGCCAAGGAGCGAUGUCACAGACCAACCAGCUCUACAAAGGUCUGGUUGGCACCACUCGAGUGAUUUGGCGGGAAGAAGGUCUCCGGGGGAUGUACAGAGGUCUCGGGCCUAUGUUGCUGGGCUAUCUGCCCACCUGGGCCGUGUACCUGACUGUAUAUGAGAACACGCGCGAAUAUUACUACGAGAAGUGUGGCAGUUGGUGGGUGGCUCGGUGUUACUCGUCCCUGACGGCGGGAGCGUGUUCGACGGUCCUGACAAAUCCGAUCUGGGUGAUCAAAACCCGGCUGAUGUCACAAAGCACCAAAGCUGCUAGCGACGGCAUGCGCGCUCCAUGGCACUAUACUUCGACCUGGGAUGCGGCUAGGAAAAUGUACCGCACCGAAGGCAUCCGGUCAUUCUAUUCGGGACUUACGCCCGCGCUCCUCGGCUUGACCCAUGUUGCCGUCCAGUUUCCCCUGUACGAAUAUUUCAAGAUGAAAUUCACAGGCUAUGGCAUGGGCGAACAUCCAGUCGAAGACAGUGGUGCCAAUUGGAUUGGGAUCACCGCCGCCACUUUCCUGAGCAAGAUCUGCGCCAGCACAGCUACCUAUCCUCAUGAAGUCCUACGAACUCGCCUUCAGACCCAGCAACGCAGGUCUGGCGUGUCAUCGUCAGAUGGAAUGGCCGUCAAAGUACGCUAUACUGGCAUCUUACAUAUGUGCAGAGUCAUCCUCCAAGAGGAAGGCUGGCAUGCAUUUUACGCAGGCAUUGGCACAAACCUUAUCCGCGCCGUCCCGGCCGCCAUGACCACCAUGUUGACAUACGAGUGGUUGCAAAAACUUAUCCAUCAAGCCCAGGCCAAAGGUGAAGAAUUGAAACGACCGACUGACGCAUAUCCGAUAUGA
Capronia coronata CBS 617.96 is the source of this 1170-nucleotide messenger RNA. RefSeq lists its product as uncharacterized. Gene Ontology annotation, biological process: pyrimidine nucleotide import into mitochondrion. The record is from RefSeq and is a predicted model, not a curated record. Gene Ontology annotation, cellular component: mitochondrion. The coding region runs from base 1 to 1170 and encodes 389 amino acids. The transcript has a single exon. Lineage: Eukaryota; Fungi; Ascomycota; Eurotiomycetes; Chaetothyriales; Herpotrichiellaceae. Gene Ontology annotation, molecular function: pyrimidine nucleotide transmembrane transporter activity.